UCACUUGUUCCUCAUCUCUGCUGGCUUUUCAUUCAUUCCUGUGUUUGGGCACAGAGGCUGAACAUGGACUCUGUGGGUCUUUUUAUCCUUCUCAUACUUAUGUAUUUCCAGUUUACAGUCGCUCCCGCUGCUGAGGAAAUCACCUGGACCUACACUGGGUUGGUCGGUCAGUCCGAGUGGUCGGAGCAUUUCCCCGAGUGCGGCGGUACGUCCCAGUCCCCGGUCGACGUGGUAACCACCCAGACCAGAUAUGACCCCGGGCUGACAGCGGUGACCCCGCUGGGCUACAGUCAGCACGGCAACAAGCCCUUCACGCUGUACAACAACGGACACACAGUGGUCAUCGAGCUGCCGGAGUGGAUGAGUCUAGGGGGGCUGCCGUGGCUCUUUACGGCCGUACAGAUGCACCUCCACUGGGGCAGCGGAGGCCCGAGUCACGGGGGCAGCGAACACACCAUCAACGGACUGAGUGCAGACGCAGAGCUCCACGUGGUUCACUACAACUCUGAGCUCUACCCAAACCUGUCGGCCGCCAUGGCGCAGAGAGACGGUUUGGCCGUUUUAGGGAUUCUCAUCGUGACAGGUGAGGAGACAAACCAGGCGUUCAACAGCAUCCUCAACUACCUGAGUCGCAUCAGGCAUGCAGACCAGAAAGUCUUCAUCCCGGCCUUUGACGUCCAGUCGCUGCUCCCUAAAGAUCUGGGACGCUACUACCGAUACAACGGAUCGCUGACGACACCGCCCUGCUACCAGAGCGUCAUCUGGACUCUGUUCCAUGAAAGGGUUCAAAUCUCAAAGGCACAGCUGCUGAAGCUGGAGACGAUUCUUUACUCGAGUAAAGCCGAAGAGGCCGACAGGAUGCUGCUGCAGGACAACUACCGGACGACACAAGCGCUGAACCACAGAGUCGUCUUCGCCUCCUUCUCUGCAGAAUCGUGGAAGGAGCUCUCCUCCGGUGAAGUCACGGCCAUAGUGAUAGGAGUGAUGUGCGGCUGUGUAGGUCUGGCAGUCGUCGUUCGCUUCAUCGUAAAGACGAUACGAUUUUUUUAAACUCCUCCACCGUGAAACAGUCGCGGUAAACAGCUCUACCUCUAGCUGGGACGUCCUGCCCAGUAACCGAGCAGCUCCGAUGCCAAGGUUCCCACCGUGACCUCCGACCUCUCCCCUCUAACCUGCAGCUCACCGUGACUUUAACACCUCGUAGAGCCUCGCCGCUUACACAAAUUCCUCAGUACUGUACGUUAGAUUAGCCACGGAAUUCCCACAGUGUCUCAGGAAUUCUUUAACAUCGGAAUAAUCCUUUAAUCCCAGGUGUAAUAUUCACUGGAUGUGAGGCUUUUCUGCUGCGAUUGUAAUGAUGUAAAUUUACGUGUGAGGGUUUAAAAACGCUUGUAUCUCUCAAAAAUUGAUUUAGAAUUCGGCUUUAUUCAAAAAAAAAGUUUAUCUUGUCUAGAUAUUGCAAAAUACUGACAUUUUUCUGAUUAAAAUUGAGGAAUUUUCAUUAGAUAACUGGAAUUUUAAACUAUUUUGAACUAAUUAGUCAUUCUAAAGUUAUUUCGGUGAUUUAGUGAAGGAGUGCGCCUGCUUAGAAUCUAAAAAAUAAUUUAAAAACAGCAGAGAAAAGACGUUUGGAACCUUUCUGACGCUGGCAAAGACGUGGAGAACGGCUGUUAGCUUUGGACGACAUUCAGACGUGGCUUUAAACCCGUCAUACGGAGAUUUAGUCCUGCUGAUUUAAAAGAUCAGACUAAUUAGAUUCCUCACGCGUUGCUGGAACAACUUUUUGUUUUUCCACCAAAAUAAUCCUUUCCUUUCCGCGGCCGAAAUAUUUCCAAAUAAUAAUAAUAAUUUUGUAGCCACAUCUGCCUUUUCAGUUCAAGACUUAAAGUAAAGACAUAAAGUAAAUAAAAAUGGAGUAAAUGAUGUUUUAUCAGGCAGUUAUGAGAAGCUCUAGUCAUGUUUUUGCAGUAAAAUAAGCUUUUAUUAAUCCCACAGUGGGGAAAUUUGUGUUAAAGCAGUAAAAGGGAAAACAUUUAAGAAAAAUCAGUAGAAAAAUACAAGAAAUGUAAAAAAUAUCGCAGAGAAAAUGUUCUCCCAUGAGUAGAAAUAUUCAUAGUAAUAAUAGUAUUGUUAUAAAGAUUUAUUUUAAUUCAUUUAAAUGUUAAAAUAUUCUCUCUUUUUCCUUAAUUUUUGAAAUGAUAAAUAUCCUAAACAUGUUUGUUUUUUCAGUUAGAUUAACACGUUUUCUAAAAAAAUAGAACUUUUAGGUGAUUCUAGCUGAUUUUUUUGGGAACAUUCCCUGCUUCUUUUGCAGAUUAUUUAUGGAAAAUAAGAGCCUUGUGAGUUUUAUUUUGCAUGAAGCAGCAAAAGCAAUUUUAGUCUGAUGCAUUUAAGUGUUAAGAUUUGGUAUUUUGCAGCGAGAAUGCUGUAAUAAAAGAAGUUAUACCUUCAGUUAUCAGUGUUAUUGCACAGAAACGCACAGAAAAGUAGAAAUACUGCUCAGGAAGUAUUAAUAUUGCACAGAUUUUUUUUUCGAAAGAGGUUCUAAAAAUGCAGAAUGUUGCAUUAAUUUAUAGAUUUAUAGUUUGAGCAGCAAAAACAGGCAUAAACUGAUGCAUUUGAGUGUUAAAAUGAGACAUUUUGCAGCAUUUCUAUGAAUAAUAAUAUGUUUUUUAAAAGUGCAAUAUGGAAAUCCAGUGAAUAUCCUUGUUAACUCUCCUCCCUGUUAGUUUAUUUUAACCUAAUUGCACUAAUUUAUCUUUUCAAUUUAGUGUUAGCACUAAUAUUUAGCGAUUAAACCACAGUAAAUCACAUCUUUGUCGGCUUUUCAUCAUGUCUUGGAGCCUUAAACUCAUCACAGGGUGUAUUUUUUAACAAACAGCGACCUUUUCUGGAUGAUAAAACAAACUACAGCAUACUGACACAUAAUUAAUUUGGCAUUAGCAUUAAUUUUUAAAGAUUGAAACACACUUUUCAUCAUGUUUUGUAGCCUUAAACUCAUCCUGAAGUGUAUUUUUUUUACCAAACAACGACUUCUUCUUGAUGAAGUCCACACUGACACAAUUAAUUUAGUGUUAGAACUAAUUUUUAGAGGUGAAAACACACUAAAGUGUAUUUUGACAGGUUUUUCUUUGUGUUUUGGAGCCUUAAAAUGAUCCUUUAGUAUAUUUUAUACCAAACAGUGGCCUCUUCUGGAUGAUAUAAUAAACUACAACAUACUGACACACAAAUAAUUUGACAUUUGCAUUAAUUUUUAAGGAUUAAAACCCACUUUCCAUCAUGUUUUGAAGCCCUAAACUCAUCCUGGGCUGUUUUUUUUUUUUUUAACCAAACAGCGACCUCUUCUGGACGAUUUAACAAACUACACCACACUGACAGAUUUUUUUUUGGGCCGUUCUGCAGCAAAUCGGACGCCUCAGUUUGGAUAACUUUGACUUCUUUGGUGUUUCAGGACAAAGGAGCCGGAGAAAGGACACGAGAAGAAACAAGACGUGGCUCUGAACUCGACCUCAGAGCCGGAGAAGAAAGAAGAACCGUCGCCUCAGACUGAACCUUAACUACAAAAAGACCAAUCUGUCAGAAAAAGCAACGAGAGAACCCACAGUUUCUUCAGUUCCUUGGUGUAAAUACGUCGUUUUGCUGGUGAACCUGACUGUAAAUACUCUGUAAAUACAUAUUUGAUUGUUUAUCUGAAGCACAAGCACUCUGCACUAAACUCGUUCACUGUGGGUUAAUAAUCACUGAUUUUUUCUGUUGAAACAAACUAGAGAAGCUGGCGUUGAAGCACGUGUCUGAUUUGUACAUACGGAUGCUGUCCAGACGUUCAAACUCAUCAGGAUGAGUUUUAUUUAUGCACAUUACUGUGAUUAUUCUGUUGAAAAGAGGAUUUCAGCUGCUACAUGUCACGUGGGUCGACUGAUCGUUUUGUUCUUGUGUCUAACCCGUCACAUUAAAACACCUGAAUGUGA
Acanthochromis polyacanthus (spiny chromis) is the source of this 3968-nucleotide messenger RNA. It is a transcript of the gene ca14, whose product is annotated as carbonic anhydrase XIV. The coding region runs from base 64 to 1050 and encodes 328 amino acids. The transcript has 12 exons. NCBI's taxonomy places the organism in Eukaryota, Metazoa, Chordata, Actinopteri, Pomacentridae. Gene Ontology annotation, molecular function: zinc ion binding; carbonate dehydratase activity. The record is from RefSeq and is a predicted model, not a curated record. Gene Ontology annotation, cellular component: plasma membrane.